AUGUACGAAGAUUCUUGGUACAGCUUUGUACCAGAAUUUCAACAACGUCAACCAGCUUCAGGGACCCAAACUAGCGGCCAUCGGCGCAAGCAAUCGUUAUUGCAGCGCCCAAAUGACACUAUAGGCGACACCGAUGCCGCAGAACCCCUUCCCGCCCUUUUCGAAGACCAAGAAGAUGCCAAUUCACCUCCAGAACCGACUCUGUCCCGGAGAGCCAAAUCCUACUCGGAUUUCUACGAUAUCGUAAAGGCUCAGCUAUCCAGCCAUGCGCCCAGGAAGAAGAGGAAGAGGAGGCGGGACGGCCAAAGCUGGGAGGCAUUGGCCGUUCCGGAAUCUGUGACGGCGAGGUUACCAGAGGAAGAGGAGGGGUACGACGAUGCCCUGGGAAAGGAGCUGCUGCGGGCAAGCCAGCAGGAAUACCUGUUAUACUACGACGAACUCGCCAUGACCGAGCGCCACCUAGGCACCCUGAUCGCUGACGCAGACACGGCACUCAAAGUCCUCGAAUCACUCUGCCAGUCGUUCCGCGCUGUCGACGACCAGACAAGCUCCUUCCAGGCCCAAUGCGACGGCCUCCUAACAGAGAAGAAUCGCCUUGAAGCGCUAGCCGAGGAUGUCGGUACAGACCUUCAAUACUACACGUACAUUGACUCGGCCACCCGCCGCCUCAACGCGCCUGGGGCAGGACGUCUAGUCGAGGGAGGAAGCUUCGCCGAAAUCCUGGCGACCCUGGACUCAUGCCAUUCCUACCGGGACGCCGAGUCUUACCUCGCGCGGUACCAAGCGCUGCUCACAAAAGCACUGCACUUGCUCGAGGUGGCCUUUGUUAAUCACCUAAACAAGGUAUCUGCCGAGAUAUCUAAGCAGGUCGCGGCAACCCAGUCCGAGUCCGCCCGCCACGCCCUUGCGUACGGCCGUUUCGAGGAGAUGGUGCUUGAGUCGUACUCGUUGGUCCCAAACGUCCAAGCCGUGGUUCAGAGCGCCUACGGACAGGACGGCCAGCCAUCCCCGGGGCUCAGCGCUGACAUCUAUGCUAAUACUGCAAACAACUUGUUUCACUCGUACUGGGCUGCCAGGGAGCGGGAUCUGAAGCCUAUCAUCCAGCAUGACCUUGACGUCUUCCGGGCCGAAGCGAAAGAAUCAAUAGAUACAGCAUCCAGGAACUUUGUGAAACAGUGUUUUGAGCGCUCUGACGCCGAAGCCUUACUAUUUCGGAGCAUCUUUUCGAUUGACGCCCAUUACUCGACAGACCCGCAGUCCGCAUUCGCGGUUCUCAAGGCACAACGGACUGUGCUAACCGGGGCGAAUAUCGCGCCCAUCUCCACAAACCUGCAGUCGGUUCUUCAGUCCAGCGAUCUCCGAACGGUCUGCAACCUCGUGGGAUGGAUUACCAACGAAUACCUGCUUCCCGAGUACGACGAGGACGAAACGCCGUUUGUGGGACGUUGCCGGGAGCUGGCCGCGAGGCUGCUCGCCGAGCACCUCUGGACCUUCACCGACGCCUUCUUUGAAGCCGAGAUCGUCAAGUCAAUAUCUAGAGCCGUUGUUCCGCCGGAAGCACUCAAGAUUGGGCCGGUCAGCAACGGCGACAUUGCCUCCAACGCCUUCCCCCCUAUCAAGCGAGCCUUGGAACUCCUCGCCAUGUUUGACCAAUCAAUGCCGAAGGAGCGAUGUCAACGCGACAGCCCAGUAAUCUUCAAAAUCAUCAAAGAAUCCAUCGCCGCCCUGCAGCGCGCCGAAGGCCGCCUCAAAUCCAGCCCCGCCAAACCCGCCGCCGGGACCGCCGCCGCCACUGACCCGGACCUCUUCAUGAUCAAGAACCUGCUCACCCUCAAGAACGAGCUCGUCACCCUCGAGAUCGGCGACAUCCGCAGCGGUGGCGGCCCGGCCUUCACCCAGAUCUGGGACACCCUCCGCCCGCAGAACCUGCUCGGCGGGCUGCUCAGCAGCUUCGGCACCCUGAGCACCUACAUCCCCGGCUCGUCGCUGUGGUCGUCGUCCCGCAGCGGCGCGAGCACGCCUGUCGUCGCGGGGGGCACGCCUGCUCUUGGCGCGGGCGGGGCUGCCGCAGCGGCGCCGGUUGACGAUGCGAGUGAGCAAUUGGAUGGGUUGCUCAGGCAGAGUAUUGUGGGGUUUACGAGGCGGUGGGCGGGGGUGUUGAACGAGGCGCGCGGGGUUGGGGGAGGGAAUGCGCAGAAGCUGGGGGGAAAGAAUGUGGGCAAGCUGGAGAGGGAGCUGGACGAGAUGCUGGAGCGGGCGUUUGGCGGGCAGCCUGAGGUGGUGGAGAAGCUGAAGGAGGCCAUCCAGAUUGAGUCGCAGGCGCAGGUGCAGGCGGCGGGGGAGAAGAGGAGCUAUGUGACGCGGGUAGUAGAGCGGGAGAGGCUCAUCGCAACGCUAGCCCCCCGGUCAUUCCUUUUCUUCAUCGUCGCCGACGUGGGCGUACCGGGACCCUCGGGCUCCCACCGCCCCCUCGCCAUCACCUACCGCCAGGGCCGCGGCCACGGUCCCGGGCGCUACAUCGAGAACGAAUGGCGGCGCGUCCGCCAGGUCGUGCGGGACUGCGCGCGCGCCGUUGACUUGCUGACCAACCCGGCCAACCGCGCCGCCAUCGAGGCCGAGCUGGCCCUGGCGGCGGCUGCCGAGCACCCGGGCCGCUUGGGAGCCGCCGCGGGGGUGCCGCUACGGCGCGUGGUGCGGGUGCAUGUGCCGGAUCUGCCGCAGCCGAGCUUGGCUGACUGCAUGUUUUGGGGUGGUCACCCGCCCCCUCCGGGGGACCCGGAGCAGGCUCCGCCGCCUGGGUCGCCGCCAUGGGUGGACGCGGGCGCUAUUCGGGAGUUUCCUUUUAUUUGUUCGUGUCUGCGCGCGGCCUUGACCUGGUUGGAUGAUGAUGAUGAUGGGUGCGGAGCUCGACCUGACGACGUUCAGGAACGCCCGCUGGCGACCGUGUUUCGUGAUGAUGUGCUCGAGUACGGCGCUGUUGUCAUUGACAUAUCCGACUUGGAUACCGUGCGGUACGGCAUUGUCGGGUCCAGAAUCCACUACGUCGCCUCUGUGGAUUCUGGGGUCGGCGAAGGCUGGGGCUGGGAUCGCGUGGAGAGCAAAUACGAAGGCCCACCGCCGGAGCUCUAUCUCGACAAUUCUGAUGCGGGGCUGCCGCUCUCCGCGGCAGCGUAUAUGGCCAAGUUCGAGCUGGACGAGCCGUUGGAUGGUGGUGUUGAGUGGCUGGAGAAACACGCCAUCGUCGAACCCCGUGCUCUUAGCUAUAUUUGGCCACCCUCCUCUAGAAGGAGCAGCAGCGACGGCAGCCUCCCCGCGCUUCCCGUUCGCAACGGUGAUGCCGCCGUCGAGGAGGCAGUCUUUGCGUGUCUCGGUGCAGAGACAAUCGAUCUCGAGGCUCACCGCCGCUCCCUCGCCCUACCCGGCUUCCAGAGCCGUCUCCGAGAGCGUCUUCUUGAAGAUCCGGACAAGAUGGGCCCUUCCGACACAUCGGCGCAGCUUCUUCGCCUUGCUUACGCCGGAUGCCGGCACCUGAACUGGGCAGCCUACCGGAACUUAUCGUACGAGCAUGUCGCCACCACCCUAGACUCGGCGCAAUUUAGCAACGCGCAGGCCUUGAGCAUCUGCAUCGAUGCUAUGGACGACUCCCCUACGCCGCUGCUCGAGACCCUUGCCCGGCACGAGACAAUCCGCGACAUAUCCUUUCUCCAGGGUCCCUCUCGUACCAACGACGACAAGUCGUCGGCUGUGUUCGCGCAGGUAUGCGCGUCCCCAUUCGCCUCGGCCCUCCUCGGAUCCAGGAAUAUAUUCGUCACCGCCGCCUUCUCCGCGCCGCUUCGACGUGCUUUCUGGCUUCGAGACCCCCACACAGGCGCCCGGCUGGACUCUCCUGCCCUACGCAGCGCAUUCCCGGUGCAGCAUAUGUUUGUCCGCAAGCAGUUUGUGCCUACCGAGGAGGUGGAAGAACAAGAUGUCAUGGACUAUGACGAAGAAGAAGAUGAGGAGGAGGAAGACGAGGAGGAAGAGGAGGAAGGGAAAGAGGAGGACGUGACAUUCUGGCCCUGCCACUUCUUCCUCGGCGAUAUGCUCCUCAACCCAGAACGUUUCGCGUCAGGGUUUCUGCAGUACUGUCGCCGGGUCAUCGAAGACACUUCUUUGACUAGCUUCGCGGUGACGGCACCCACCCUGUCGGCUCCGCGCACGGAAAAUUGUUCCAUCAGCCCGAUGCCCGCCGAGAACCUGGCUAUUCCUAGACAGCGCAGCAGCAGUAGCAGCAGCAGAAGCUUAGCUUCCUCCUCCCCAGCAGCCACAGCAGCCACAGCAGCCACAGCAGACCCAAGUCCGGGACCGGCGAAGAAUGCUGAGUGCUGGCCGCUGUUCGGCCCUCUCGACCCCGGCAGCUGGGUUAUUGUUGUCUCGCACGAGUGGCACACAACUCGAAAAACGAGAAGAACCCGCCGCCAAUUCCUCAGCUGGGGGUACCCGGGGGACUCGCUGAUAGGCGUGCCCGUCGUGCGGUACGCCUUCCUCCGGGCGCGGCGGCGUAUCACCCUUCCUGACGAUACAACAGCAGCAGCUAUCACUACUCUGGAGCAGCUGGCCGGGGCCGACUUUGUGGGUGUUGUGGGCGGGGUCGAGGCGUUUUUGCGGGAAACGGCCGCAGCAGACGGGGUGGAUAUGGACAGCCUGCUGCGUGUGGCCAGGGAGCGCGUGGGAGAAACGGCUGGGAUGCUGCGCGCCAGGUGGAGGCCGGGAGAGUGGCCUAACGAAGGCCUGCCUGCGGAUAUGGACCUUCUCACCGUGUUGGACGAUUCCGCGGCGCGGGCCGUCUUUCGCGACUUCCUGGCGGACGCGGCACAUGUGAAGGGGAACCUGGCGAUGGCGAUGGCUCCCCGGACCCGGCCAGAUGAUAAUGGGCCGGAUUGGUAUCCGGCGCUGGCAGCAGCCGCGCCGGUGCCGAGGAAUGAAGCGGUUUUCCGGUCGUUGGACGAGAAGGACGCUGCCAUCGCUGAUGGUGCGAACCCCCUCGGAAUCCACCGUCGAUUAACCCCUCCAGUGGUCACGUAUACGCCCAACAAGCCGACAGAGGGAAAGAGUUCCAGCUGGAUUUAUGGGCCGCCGGUAAUCACGCCACUCAGGUGGAGGUCCUAUAGCUGA
Molecule: messenger RNA, 5154 nt
Organism: Chaetomium globosum CBS 148.51
Lineage: Eukaryota; Fungi; Ascomycota; Sordariomycetes; Sordariales; Chaetomiaceae
Exons: 7
Coding region: 1-5154 (1717 amino acids)
Biological process (GO): cytoplasm to vacuole targeting by the Cvt pathway; autophagy; intra-Golgi vesicle-mediated transport
Cellular component (GO): membrane; COG complex; cis-Golgi network
Source: RefSeq, a predicted model, not a curated record